Mercenaria mercenaria is the source of this 6324-nucleotide messenger RNA. Its product is annotated as rab3 GTPase-activating protein catalytic subunit-like. The record is from RefSeq and is a predicted model, not a curated record. NCBI's taxonomy places the organism in Eukaryota, Metazoa, Mollusca, Bivalvia, Venerida, Veneridae. Gene Ontology annotation, molecular function: GTPase activator activity. Gene Ontology annotation, biological process: positive regulation of GTPase activity.
GAGAGUAUCUGAUUAAUUUUUUGGCACUGUGCCACAGAAAAGAGACAUUAGACCAGCUGAUUGGAGGAUUUGGCUCAGAAAUGAGAGAAAGUGAUUCUGCGGGAGAAAUAAGCAAUGCUCUUCAGAAGUUGACCGAGCCAUCAGUUGGAUACAACAUUCCUUCAUUAACAUCAUAUGUCUCACAACCACAGAAACAGGCAACCAAAACCAGGGAUGCUCCCAUACAGGGGGAACUUCUGGACCAGAUUCUGCAAUUCCUGUUCCCUGAUGCAGCCAAACCAAUGUCUGUAGACAAGUCAGAUAGUGCGGAGACAAACACAACUCUGCAGACCUCUCAGACUGUCAGGGAACUCCCCAAACAGUUAAAGUCAGCACCAGUAGAUGGACUGUUACACAAGCUGUCUAUAUGUCUGUGUGUGUUGAAUCACAACCGUGGUGGUCUGUUUGCUGUGGCCCAGAUAUGGCAAGAGUUUGUACUAGAGAUGAGAUACAGAUGGGAACAUAACUACUUUAUAGAAGGGUUAGAAAAGGGACCUCCAAAUUUAGGAUCUUGUUUACUCCAUCAAAAAUUACAGAUGUUAAAUUGCUGUAUAGAACAUAAGAAAAAAAGGGAACAACUUCAUAAAGGUUAUACAGGGGAACUUGACUCACCUCCAAAUUCCCCGUACAGGGGCCCAUCAACUUCACAGGUGUCAAGGUCAAUGUCUCAAGAGGAUGCUUUCAAUAUCCAAUCAGAUAACAGUGCUGGACAGAAUGAUUGUGACAUGAAUCAGGCUGGGGCAUCUGGACACCAGUCAAGUGACAGUGCAGAAAAAUCGAGAAAACCAAGUGCAAUAAAAAGUUUAAAUAAGACUGGUUCCCAAGACUUGCAAGUUCAGGAGAGUCUAGUGAUGAAGAUGAAUUCUUUGAGUGUAAUGAUGAUGAGAAUAACCAGUCUGGUGAAAAAGAUGAAGAUACUUCAGCAGAGAACAGACUCAGAAACUGGUAAUGAAAGCCAGUCUGUUGAUAAUGAUGAUAACCAGACUGAAACUGAAAUGGAAUGUGAACCAGUCAAUACUUCACAGACUAGUUCUCUAAAUACAUCAUUGACUGAGUCUCAAAUAAGAGAAAUGACUGGUUCUGAGCAAAGACAAAGUGUUAGCAAUGUUUCUGUAGUAAGUGACUCAGCAUUUAAGGAGAGCUAUUCCUAUAAACCAGAAGGAAGGCUGGCACCUUUCCAAGAGUUAAAGUUGGUAAAUUGUGAAGAAAAAAUGUACAUACCAAUAACACAGGAGCCAGCUCCAAUGACCGAAGAUAUGUUGGAAGAACAUGCUGAAGUUCUUGCAAAACUUGGGACAUCUGCAGAAGGAGCAGAGUUGAGGGCCAGGAUGCAGAGUGCUUGUCUCUUGUCAGAUAUGGAGUCAUUUAAGUCAGCUAAUCCUGGUUGUGUCCUUGAAGACUUUGUAAGAUGGUAUUCUCCCAGAGAUUGGAUUGAAGAAACUGUUGAAGAUGAAAAUGGAGAUGUUAAAGUAGAAGGUCAUCUAAGUCAGAGGAUGCAGAUACCAGGAAAUAUGUGGGUAGAAGUUUGGCAAACUGCCAGACCAGUCCCAGCAAGAAGACAGAAGAGACUGUUUGAUGAGACAAAGGAAGCUGAGAAGGUUCUUCAUUUCCUGUCAUCACUGAAGCCAGCAGAUGUUGUGGUUCAUUUGAUGCCUAUGUUAAUUCAUGCUGCCCUUCUUAAAGCCAUGGAAAAUGAUAACCCCAAGAUACCUGUAUUGAAACAGGUGAUAGAACAGGCCUGUCUGAAAGCUUCUCAAGUGACCAGGUCACCACAACAAGAUGCUAAAAGAUAUGAGGAAUUAAUCAGAAUAAUAAUGCAGGCAGAAAUCAUCAUAGCACGAAAUCUCUCGCUGCAGUCCAAGUUUACAUUUGAUCUGCUUGAGAGACCUGAUGCCAGACAGGAGCUUGAACAUUUUGUGGCGACAAUUCUACAGAACUCUGAGGUUCCGGUGAGAGGCGGGCCAAUGGGUCCGGCAGGGAACGUCAUCAGUAAAUUGUUCCAGGCUGCACAGAGGGCGUCCUAUAUGAUACUGGAUGAAGAAGACACUGAGACCAAAAUGGAAGAUGACGAUGACGUUAGACUUAAUAGUUCUGUUCCGAAUUUCCCCAGACCUUCAGCAAGGGAAUAUAUUUUAAGGACAUAUGUACCGAGGCCAGCUCCAUACUCCAAACAUUUACCACAAAGGUUGUUUUGUUCUAUUGAAGAAGACGAGUUUAGGAUUGCUGGUGCAUUUUCUAGUGAUUCUGUGUUUCAGUGAAGUGUUUCACUCGUGACUUUGUAUGUUAAUAGCAUAUGCUACUCUUUUUGAAGUGAUAAACUGGUGAUGAACUAUUUCUAUGAACAGUUUCAUCAGGUGAUAAACUAUUUCACAGAUUUCUUAAUUGAUUCAAAGUAUUAAAGUGAUGAUUUUGUAUGUUAGUGAAAUGUAUUACACUUGCUUUCGUUAAUUACUGAUUAUAAGCUGUUUCACUGAUGACUGGAAUGUAGGGAAAAUAUUUAGUUGUGACUGAAUGUUACACUUGUUGUUGUUCAUUGAUAGGUUGGUAUAGUAAACAAUUUCAGUGACGUUUAUGUGUGUAAGUGAAAUAUGUCACAUUUGCUAUUGUUUACAUGUAUUGAAAUAAUAUACAGGUGAUUAACUGUUUCAAUGAACUGUUUUUAGCUCACCUGAGCCAAAGGCUCAUGGUGAGCUAUUGUGACCGCUCAAUGUCCGGCGUCCGUCGUGCGUCCUGCGACGUCCGUCCGUCAAUAUUUCCUAAAAAAUUCUUCUUCUUGAAAACCACUGGGCAGAAUUACACAAAACUUCGCAGGAAUGAUCCUUGGGUGGCCCCCUUUCAAAAUUGUUCAAAGAAUUGAAUUCCAUGCAGAACUCUGGUUGCCAUGGCAACCGAAAGGAAAAAGUUUAAAAAUCUUCUUGUCCAAAUCCACAGGGCCUAGGGCUUUGAUAUCUGGUUUGUAGCACCAUCUAGUGGUCCUCUACCAAAAUUGUUCAAAUUAUCCCCCUAGGGUCAAAUAUGGCCCCGCCCCGGGGGUCACAUGGUUUAUAUAGACUUAUAUUGGGAAAACUUUGAAAAUCUUCUUGUACAAAACCACAUGGCCUAGGGCUUUGAUAUUUGGUAUGUAGCAUCAUCUAAUGGUCCUCUACCAAGAUUGUUCAAAUUAUCCCCCUAGGGUCAAAUAUGGCCCCGCCCCGGGGGUCACAUGGUUUAUAUAGAGUUAUAUAGGGAAAACUUUGAAAAUCUUCUUGUACAAAACCACAUGGCCUAGGGCUUUGAUAUUUGGUGUGUAACAUCAUCUAAUGGUCCUCUACCAAGAUUGUUCAAAUUAUCCCCCUAGGGUCAAAUAUAGCCCCGCCCUGGGGGUCCCAAGUUUUACAUAGACUUAUAUAGGGAAAAAAGUUUAAAAAUCUUCUUGUCUGAAACCACAACUCUUAGACCUUUGAUAUUUGUUUUGUAGCAUUGUCUUAUGGUCCUCAACCAAAAUUGUUCAAAUUGUACCCCUGGGGUGAAAAGAGGCCCUGCCUUGGGGGUCCCAAGUUUCAUAUAGACUUAUAUAGGAAAAAGCUUUAAAAAUCUUCUUGUCAGAAGCCAUAUGGCCUAGGCUUUUGAUAUUUGGUAUGAUGCAUUGUCUAGUGGUCCUCUAUCAAAAUUGUUCAGAUUAUGCCCCUGGGGUUAAAAGAGGCCCCGCCCUGGGGUCACUUAGUUAUUAUGUGAGUUAUAUAGGAAAAAUACUUAAAAAAUCAUCUGAUCUUAUUUCCAAGACUAUUUGAUUAUAAUUACCUGAUGACCCCAAGUAAUAUGGUGUCACUUGAUUGUGACCUUGACCUACUGACCUACUUUCUUGUUUUUUAAGAUACAGCCUUGAAAUAUUGAUGACUUACAAAGUUUUGCACACAAAUCUUAAAACUAAAUUUCAUUGACCAUGAAUGUGACCCACUGACUUCCCUCUUGUUUGAAUUAUGCCCCUGGGGUGAAAAGAGGCCCCGCCCCAGGGGUCACUUGAUAUAUGAGUUAUAUAGGAAAAAAAUACUUAAAAAAUUAUCAGAUCAUGUUUCCUGGACUGUUUAAUUAUAAUUACCCGAUGACGCCAAAUGAUAAGGGUCAUCUGACUAUGACCUUGACCUACUGACCUACUUUCUUGUUAUCCCCCGACGAAAGUCGGAGGGAUAUAGUUUUGGCGUUGUCCGUCCGUCCGUCCUUCCGUCCAUCUUUCCGUCCGUCCUUCCGUCUUUCCGUCCGUCCGUCCGUCCGUCCGGAGCCAUAUCUAGGAAAUGGUUGGGAAUAUUUAUUUAAAACUUCAUAUACAUGUUCACCACAAUGAGUUCUUGCGGCCCGUCAAGUUUCAGUCAGAUUGCCCAAGUAACACCAGAGUUAUGGCCCUUAGAAGUUUCUAGUGUUAACUAUAUAGGGUACUAUAAAUAUGGUAAUUUCUGCAUCAUAACUUUUGAUAUAUUUGACCUAGAACUAUGAAACUUAAACAGAAUUUAGAUCACCAUAAUGUGGUUGUGUACACACAAUUUCAUUUGGAUUUAUUUGUAAAUUAAGAGUUAUUGCCCUUUAAUUGUAUAAAAAUCCACAUAUUUGUACAUAACAAACUUACCAUUUGGUAGAAUUUCAUUAAAUUUCUUUCAUUCUUUUCCAUGAACAUUUAUUGUAAACACGUAAAGUUGUGUACCCACACCUGGUCCCCACCUUACCUUGAUCACACACCUCCCCCCCCCUCCCCCACACCCCCCCCCCCCCCCCCCCCCCCAAAAAAAAAAAAAAAAAAAAAAAAUUCAUUCCUUAUUUUAGAUUUUUUUCAAACAAACUUCAUAUACAUGUUCACCACUAUGAGGUUAUGGGUCCCAUCAAGUUUCAGACAGAUUGCCCAAGUAACACCAGAGUUAUGGCCCUUAGAAGUUUCUAGUGUUAACUAUAUAGGGUACUAUAGAUCUAUAGAUAUGCCAAUUUCUGCAUCAUAACUUUUGAUAUAUUUGACCUAGAACUAUGAAACUUUAACAGAAUUUAGAGCACUAUAAUGUGGUUGUGCACAGACAAUUUUGUACAGAUUUCUUUUUGUAACUUCAGAGUUAUUGCCCUUUAAUUGUCUAAAAAUCCACAUAUUUGUACAUAACAAACUUACCAUUUGGCAGAAUUUCAUUAAAUUUCUUUCAUUCUUUUCUGUGAACAUUUAUUAUAAACAUGUAAAGUUGUGCACCCACACCUGGUCACCCACUUGCCUUGGUCACACCCCCUCCCCCUCCCAAAUUUUUUUUUUUUUUUUUCAUUUAUUUUAGAUUUUUUUCAAACCUUCCAAGUUGUACUAUUCCCCCACCUCACUUCUCCACCCAGUCAUGCCCACCACUGAUCAUGCAUCCUCUGCCCCCCCCCCCCCACUCCAACUUCACCCUUUUACCUUUUUUUUUUUUCAUUUUUAAUUUUCAAUCAAUAUUUAUAAUCAGCAUGAGAAAUUUUGUUUCCUCUCCCGUUCCCCUGCAUCCCCACCCCCUAAAAAAAUAAAUAUAUAUAGAUAUAUAUAUUUCCAUCCUUUUUUUUUUUUUUUUAAAUGUUCAAACCUUCAACAUGUUAAGUUGUGACUGCACAAACCUUGCCCUCAGCCAUGUUCAAGAUAUCUUAUCUGUGUUCUCUUAAGGACAUCUGAUCUUUUAAGUUCAAAUGUACAUGUAAAACAGCAACACCUGGUGCCAAACCACUCAAAGACAAUAUUUCAUUCCAGUUAAACUUCAAGCUCACAUUUCAAUUAACUGCAUUUAAUUUUAAAAGCUAAGCUUAUUACAGUAAGCAUAUCCCAUUCAAAAUAAAUUCUUUAGUCCGGAUCAAAGUAUCAUACAUUUAUUGUGUACUCUUUAAUUAAACAUUUGUUUUCUGUUAAAUUGAUUUUGACUAAUGAAAUUAUUUGCUUCUUAUUAACAUCCUUAACUUUUUGCCGGAUAUAUCUUUUUGCCAUUCCUCACCACAAACCCUUUCGGCGGGGGAUACCAAUUCAUCGAAUUUGCUUGUUUUUUAAGAUACAGCCUUGAAAUUUGGAUGAUAUGUACAGUUUUAUACACUAAUCUUAGAACUGACUUUCAGUGACCAUGAAUAUGACCUACUUACCUACUUUCUUGUUUUUGAAGCUUUAGCAAAGAAAUUUGUUCAAGUGAGCAACUUAACUCAGGUGAGCGAUAUAGGGCCAUCAUGGCCCUCUUGUACUGAUGAUUCCAAAUAUUAGAGAAAUGUUUCACUUGUGACCCAGUGUCACACUUGCUGUGAUGUAUUUUUAAUUAAAUGUUUCAAAGAAGA